Molecule: messenger RNA, 4854 nt
Organism: Oncorhynchus keta (chum salmon)
Lineage: Eukaryota; Metazoa; Chordata; Actinopteri; Salmoniformes; Salmonidae
Product: GDNF family receptor alpha-1-like
Exons: 10
Coding region: 1001-2560 (519 amino acids)
Biological process (GO): nervous system development
Cellular component (GO): signaling receptor complex; external side of plasma membrane
Molecular function (GO): signaling receptor activity
Source: RefSeq, a predicted model, not a curated record
AACGCGCAUCGUGCAUGCGCAUACGGCAGCAUUGAUACGAGACGAUCUGAUUCGAUUUUCAAUGUGGAAAAGGGAACAAACACAGGCUUUCAUCGAAUUGGUUAGAAAAUGCACACGUCCACCAAAAAAUGCAAUAUUGUAGAGCAUGUCGCUAAAAUUACUGUGGCGUUUUGAUCGGCGAUAGUAGCUUUGGUUUUGACUUGGGAUAUUCCCAUAACAUAUUUUUUACGUUUAAAUGUUGAACCCAUGAACUCUGUGACCCCAAGAAUAAUGGAAUAUUGAAGAUUGUAGUGGAGAAGUCUAGUCCUAAGAAAUUAAUCAAGACACUAGGUUAUUUUUUAUUAAAUUGAGCGCAGAAUAACAAUAACAGCUAUUGGAAAUAGUGUCAUAGACUGUUUUAGGAUAGAGUGUACAAAAAAAAGCCUACAGUUCGUGUCAUGUGUGCAAUUCAUUUAUUGCGCACAGACAAUAGCUUACAAUCGCAUUUAUUUAUCCACACAUCAACACUGUAUGCCAACUGCAGAAAGAAAAUGUGCCUGAAAAAGUUUAAUAACAAAAUGUAUCUAAUUGUCAUCACCGAAAUCCACGUUGAAAUGUUCCUCUGUCUUGCUGCUGCUGCCAGGCUGUGGUCACUGCACUAUUGAGCACAGCAUCAUCGCGCGCUCAGACACACGCGGGCAUCCUACGAGCUGGAGUUCCGAGAGCACUCUGGCCCGUUCGUUUUGUCUCCUUAUGAUAUCUUAUCGUUGUCUUUUGUUUAGUUUUUACACGGAAAGAAAAUCAUUCUGUGGUUGAUGGUUUCGGUUGCCUGCCGCAAAAUUGGAGUACUUUUGGGUUGGAAUGUUUUACGCAUGAAGUCAGCUGGAUGUGUUCCGAAUGUCGGACCUCAUGCCCCGAUGUUUUCAAUGGAUUUGAAUAGAUUGGAAUAAAAGCACGAAGUUUUUUUUCUAAACGUUCUAUCAAUUCCAUUGUAACAAGGCAUCGCACGGAUAGAUACGAAAUGAUCUUCGUCACUCUUUAUGUCGUUCUGCCUCUUUUAGAUGUUUUGUAUGCCCAGGAGAAUGCUCUUUCUGGUCCCAACCGCCUCGAUUGUGUCAAGGCGAGUGAGCAGUGUAUGAAGGAGCAAGGAUGCAGUACCAAGUAUCGGACAAUGAGACAGUGCGUUGCUGGAGGGAAGGAGAGAAACUUUAGCAUGGUGGCUGGACUGGAGGCGCAGGACGAAUGUCGGAGUGCCAUAGACGCAGUCAAGCAGAGCCCCCUGUACAACUGCAGGUGUAAAAGGGGCAUGAAGAAAGAGAAGAACUGCCUUCGCAUCUAUUGGGGAAUCUAUCAGACUUUGCAAGGGAACGAUUUCCUGGAGGACUCCCCUUACGAGACCAUGAAUAGCCGGCUGUCUGACAUGUUCCGACUGGCCCCCAUUAUUUCAGAGGAAGGGGUCAGCAGCAACCCCUGGAGCGGCCCCGUCACCGUGCCCACAGGGAGGGGGCCCCAGGGCAGGGGCCGAGCAGUGAAGGACCCCAGUAGAAACAGGAGAGCUCAUCCCAAUUGGGCAAUUCUGGGCGAGCCCGCGGUGACGAGGGAAAACAACUGUCUGAACGCAGCCAAGGCCUGCAACCUGAACGACACCUGUAAGAAGUACCGCUCAGCCUACAUCAGCCCCUGCACCAGCCGUGUCUCCACUGCGGAGGUCUGCAACAAGCGCAAGUGCCACAAGGCCCUGCGGCAGUUCUUUGACAAGGUGCCACCCAAGCACAGCUACGGGAUGCUGUUCUGUUCCUGUCCAGCCGGCGAUCAGUCGGCCUGCUCCGAGCGCCGGCGCCAAACCAUUGUACCAGUCUGUUCCUAUGAGGACAAGGAAAAGCCCAACUGUCUCUCCUUGCAGGCCUCUUGCAAGACCAACUACAUCUGCAGGUCCCGUCUGGCUGAUUUCUUUGCCAACUGCCAGUCUGAGCCACGCUCUCUCUCUGGCUGUCUUAAGGAGAACUACGCUGACUGCCUGCUCUCCUACUCUGGCCUUAUCGGUACAGUGAUGACACCCAACUACCUGCGUUCUCCUAAGAUCAGUGUUGUUCCCUACUGUGACUGCAGCAGCAGUGGCAAUGGCAAGGAGGAGUGUGACAAGUUCACAGAGUUCUUCACAGACAACACCUGCCUCCGCAAAGCCAUCCACGCGUUUGGGAACGGGACAGACGUGGGAGUGUGGCAGCCCAUGCCUCCGGUGCAGACCACCACCUCCACCACCACUCCUUCCCAGAAGGCUAAGGACCGCUCCCCCAACUCACUGGAUGCUGCCACAAACACCAACCAUCUCAACACAGGAGAUGAGUCCCUCUACCACUUCUGUGGCAGCUUGCAGGCACAGAAACUGAAGUCUAACAUCUCAAUUGAUGGGGUGCUUUGCGUGGACCCACAGAUUGACGACCCCGGUAUAUCCAACUCCAUCUCCAGGAAUUCAGCCGGGCUGCCGUCAUCUCAGGCACACCUAUACUCACUGCUGCUCCUGCUGGCCGUGCUGCUACACUGCACCCUGGCAGCGCUCGACCCCGCAGCAGUCUUGUAGCCAUGCUGCAUUUCAAAAACAUGGACAGACUCAAUUUGUAUAAAGAAGAAAUGAUAUUCUCUGUUCCCAGUACACCUGUUGUAUUUUUCUUUCCCUUCUCUCUGAUUCCUUUUUUAAUUCUAGUUUGAAGAAGCAUUACGUUGAAGUGUGCUAAAGUGAUCUCAGUGUAACUCAGUUUUGCUCUGUUUUCUCUCGUUUUUGUUUAUGAAGGGAAAAGCUUCUAUGUCGGUCACUGGGCGAUCAUGAGAAUGCAUUGCUACAUUCAAAUACACAAUGGCUGGUGGCUUUUGGGCAGUUCCUGGUACGAGUCCGUCACAUGGGAUCUAUUGUAUUAAUAAUGGUAUUGUCAUUAAGCAGGCGCUUUUAUCCAAGUGAGUUUGUGUGUUGAGGCUGAGGCAAAAAUUCCCCAUCACUUUGAUCGCAAUGGUUUACAUGAGGUAGGCAGCUUUUUCAAUAUAUCUCUUCUGUGGUGUGCGUGUGUGUUUUGAUAUGGUGUCUGCCAUCCUUUCACAUUUGAGAAGAAAGAAUUUGAAGAUGUGGAUGGAGCUAUGUUGGCACAGAGCUCAGACAGUAUAGAUGGCUAGACCACAAAAUCUUGGCUUUAGAACCUGGCUAAAGAACCCCAUAUUCUGUUGGGUGCCACGUUUGUGUCACCAACUCAGCCUGCUGCAGCAAAACACACAUAUUAAAAGCUCACGUUGACAUUGUAGCUCAGGCUCAUACACGCAUGCAAAAAGCACACGCGCAAAGACCAGUACACACAUACAGUACACACUCACACCCACAUGUAAAGGCUCCCUAAAAUGUACAUGGAGCUAUUUGAUUGAAGGGUUGGGUGAUAUGGUGAUUGUACAUGGUGGAAUUGGACAUUGUUUUGGUCUUUCAAAGUAGUUUGACAUAUUUUCUCUAUACUGGAUGAAAGGGAGGAAUGGAUGUAGUGUUUCUGGUCGACACAUUCCUACCUGAAUGAGUAUGUGAGCGCUGGACUCUUGACUGCUCUUGUAAGCAUCGUAAAGAGCUGUGGAGCUCUUGGCAACAGCCGUACAGAUGAUGACUUUAAGAAUUGUAUCAGCUCACGAGAGAUUGAUUCUCAUGAUCAAAGCUUUGUUGUGUUACACACACUGUAAUUACACACAAUCAUUCAAUAGGCUAGCAUACAUCUGCUCAAUGUGUUGUCAUAUUGCCUUCCCAAUAAAACGAUCAAUCUUAUUGGAGCGAAGGCUUAUAAAUAACGAUUGGCAUCUGAGUCCCUGAGUCCAGCUGACGCAGAACAUGUAUGUAUAUUGUAGCAUUUUGUAUGUCUCCUGAGAAUCGCUGAGAAAGUAUCAAACUUGUAACAUAAUCAUAUUUAACUCUCAAAUGAAAUGUGCAAAUAAAAAGAUACAUUUGAAGUAAUAAUUUGCUCAUGUGGACCACCCAACACACAGUCACCUCACACUUACAUGUGGCAUGUGCAGCAAAUUACUUUAGCCUUCGGACAUUUUAAAGCAUUUAUGACAUGCUGCUUGGGUUUGUGUGGCUUUUCAAAACAUAAUAUAUAUUACAUGUUAUUUACUGGGCAUUAAAAUUAUAUAUGUAUGUACUUGAUUGAAACAGUAAUUGGACUAGGAAUGUCUGAUUGUAAUCUUCUAUUCAGGAGCACCGUGAGCAAUCGGAUCAGAUUCAGAUUCCCUAUAAAAUACAUCAAAUUAAACAAUAGCAUUUUUGUUUAACAGCAAGCAAUAUAUUUGCCACAAUACGUAUAAAGUAACUCAUGUAAAUUAAGAUAUAAAUGUAGCUCUCCUAUUGUUUUUCCUGAGCAAACAAAUAUUCAACCAAUUUUAUCAGAUUCAGAUUCCCUGUAAAAUACAUCAAAUUAAACAAUAGCAUUUUUGUUUUACAACAAGCUACGUACUUGCCCACAAACAUAUGAAGGAACUAAUGUAAAUGAAGAUAUCAAUGUAGCUCUCCUAUUGUAUUUCCUGAGCAAACAAAUAUUCUACCACAGUUACAUUUAUGCUGUUGCCUAAAUAUAUUGUUUUUUUGGUAAAUACCCUGUUAUUUUUCUGUCUUCUACUAUUUUGGCCUUAAUUUAUUAAACUGCUACAACCUGCACAAGUAAGGAGCAUAUAGGACCGUACACAGAGGUUAAAGUUCAUAAUAUCGCAUGGUUUAUAGGAAAUGCAAUAAAGUAUAUAGACUAUCAUUUGAUCUAUGGGAUCCGAGGCAGCUGGGUGGUUUAACACAUUGGUAUCUGCAGUUAGAUUGCUGAUAUUUCACAGAGACAGAGGAUGAAUGUGUUGGAAUCUGUGUGG